CAGAUGACAGCACCAGCUAUAGGCAUCGAUCUCGGUACUACGUUUUCCUGUGCGGCAGUCUUCAGAAAUGGCAAGGUGGAGGUGAUACCCAACGCUGAAGGCAACCGCCUCACGCCGUCGUACGUGGCCUUCACGGACACCGAACGACUUGUCGGUGACGCCGCCAAAGCCCAGGCCACGGUCAACCCCGAAAAUACUAUUUUCGAUGCGAAGCGACUGAUCGGGCGUCGCUUCGAUGACCCCGUGACGAAGGCAGACAUGAAGCUGUGGCCGUUUACAGUUAUCAACGAGAAUGACAAACCUAUGAUCCAGGCCCAGUUCAUGGGCGACCGCAAGACCUUCUACCCUGAAGAAAUAAGCGCCAUGGUAUUGUCAGCUCUCAAGAGCUCGGCUGAGGCGUACCUAGGCAAACCAGUGUGCAACGUUGUGAUGACGGUGCCAGCGUACUUCAACGAUUCUCAGCGUCAGGCCACCAAAGAUGCCGGCACCAUAGCAGGCCUCAACGUGCAGCGCAUCAUCAACGAACCGACGGCAGGCGCACUCGUUUACGGUCUCGAUAAUGUCAUGAAAGAGGAGCGAAACGUGCUAAUUUUCGAUUUGGGCGGUGGAACUUUCGACGUAACCAUAUUGACAAUUGAAGAGAGCAUCUUCGAGGUCCGUGCCACGGCCGGAGACACGCAUCUUGGCGGUGAAGACUUCGACACACGUCUGGUAGAGCACUGCGCCAGCGAGUUCGCCAGGAAGUACGGGCUGGAUCUAUGUAGUGACAACAAGGCUCUACGGAGGCUGAGAACAGCUUGUGAGCGUGCAAAGCGUACGCUUUCGUCAGCGACUGAGGCCACCGUGGUGCUGGACGCUCUGUACCGCGGCGAAGACUUGCAUAUGGUCAUCACUCGCUUGUGCUUCGAGGAGCUCAACCAGGACCUGUUCCAGAAAACCCAAAUUAUCUUGGAACAAGUGUUGGGCUCCGCGUUGAUGAGUAAAGACGAUAUAGCAGAUGUAGUGUUGAUUGGAGGGUCAACGCGAAUCCCGUGCGUUCAGCAGAUGGUGAAGGCAUUCUUCGGAAAAGAACCGAACAAGUCUGUAAAUCCGGACGAAGCCGUCGCUCAUGGUGCAGCCAUUCAAGCGGCUGUCCUGAACGGUGAUUCUUCUGACAUCAUCACUAACCUGGUUCUCGUCGAUGUCACCCCUUUUUCCCUCGGCAUCCGAGUGAAAGGAGGAAUCAUGAGUGUAAUUAUCCCCCGGAACACGCACAUCCCCACUCAAAAUACCAAGAAUUUUGUCACCUCAUGGGACAACCAAACCGAAAUUUUGUUUGAAGUAUUUGAAGGUGAGCGAAAGAUGACAGCCGAUAACCAAAAAUUGGGAGAAUUUCUUUUAUCUGGAAUCCCACCAUUGCCUGUACGACAAGCUACUGUGGAUGUAACCUUUGAGAUAAACACCGAUGGAAUCCUUCACAUUUCGGCGGUGCAAACCAUCACAAAUAGUAGAAACCAGAUAACGAUUACUAGUAACAAAGGGCGGCUAUCGGAAGAGGAGAUCUCGCGAUUGGUGCUGGAGGCGGAAGCCAUGAAGCAAGAUGACGAGGCCAGGCGAAAGGUGGCCAAGGCGAGGAACGAGCUGGAGCGCCUCUGCAGGAUCGGGCAUCGCGCGGGAACGGGCCACGUUAAAGACAAGUGCCAGUCGAUGCUGGCGUGGCUGGCUAAUGACCAAGACGCCAAGACGUCGGCUUGCAAAAUCACCUCGAAACGACUGGAAUUGCAACUGCUCCUCGAUACGGUGAACUUGAAGAUUUAAACCGUUUAUAUCAAUCGCGAAAUUGUGAUGUACGUAUGAUUUUCAUUUAAAAACAAGAUGGCUUCUUUCAUUAACAUAUUUAAUAAUAAUAAUUUACGAGACAUGUCACUUCAGCCGCAUGUUUAUCGCUAAAUA
Messenger RNA from Hyposmocoma kahamanoa, 1932 nucleotides. RefSeq names its product heat shock 70 kDa protein II-like. Gene Ontology annotation, molecular function: ATP hydrolysis activity; misfolded protein binding; ATP binding. The coding region runs from base 4 to 1797 and encodes 597 amino acids. Gene Ontology annotation, biological process: protein refolding; cellular response to unfolded protein. The transcript is spliced from 3 exons. The record is from RefSeq and is a predicted model, not a curated record. Lineage: Eukaryota; Metazoa; Arthropoda; Insecta; Lepidoptera; Cosmopterigidae. Gene Ontology annotation, cellular component: cytoplasm.